Pogonomyrmex barbatus (red harvester ant) is the source of this 1963-nucleotide messenger RNA. RefSeq names its product general transcription and DNA repair factor IIH helicase subunit XPD (gene Xpd). NCBI's taxonomy places the organism in Eukaryota, Metazoa, Arthropoda, Insecta, Hymenoptera, Formicidae. The record is from RefSeq and is a predicted model, not a curated record. Gene Ontology annotation, biological process: positive regulation of mitotic recombination; transcription by RNA polymerase II; nucleotide-excision repair. Gene Ontology annotation, cellular component: nucleus. Gene Ontology annotation, molecular function: DNA helicase activity; damaged DNA binding; ATP binding.
CUGCAUCAUAUGUACGAGAAAGACACAAUUGUGAUGAAUCUACUCCAAUUUGCAAUUUUUAUGAAGGAUUUGAUAUGGAAGGCAAGGAGCAAAUUAUCCCUUCUGGUAUUUAUUCCAUUGAUGAUUUAAAAGAAUAUGGUAAAGAACGUAACUGGUGCCCAUAUUUUCUCGCAAGAUUUACAAUCUUGCAUGCACAAAUUGUCGUAUACAGUUAUCAUUAUUUAUUGGAUCCAAAGAUCGCUGAGAGUGUAUCCAAAGAGCUAAGCAAGAGUUCAGUAGUUAUAUUUGAUGAGGCUCAUAACAUUGAUAAUGUCUGCAUCGAUUCUAUGAGUGUAAAGAUAAACAGGAAGAUAAUGGACAAAAGUUCAGCCAACAUACAACUCUUAGAAAAAACUGUGGCCGAAAUGAGAGAAGUCGAUGUAAAUAAGUUAAAGGAAGAAUAUGAAAGAUUGGUCGAAGGAUUAAAAGAUGCUCAAUUCCAGAGAGAAACUGAUGUUAUUUUAGCCAAUCCUAUCUUACCGAAUGAAAUACUUGAAGAAGUUGUUCCAGGUAAUAUAAGAAAUGCUGAGCAUUUCGUUAGCUUCUUGAAACGAUUUGUUGAAUAUUUAAAGACCCGCUUACGCGUUCAACACGUCGUGCAGGAAUCACCUGCGGCAUUUUUAAGAGAUAUCCAAACAAAAGUUGCUAUCGAACGGAAACCAUUGCGAUUUUGCGCACAAAGAUUAGCAUCUCUUUUACGUACUAUGGAGAUAACAGAUCUAACAGAUUUUUCUCCAAUAAUUCUGGUGACGCAUCUUGCAACAUUAAUCUCCACAUAUACACAUGGUUUCACCAUUAUAGUGGAACCAUUCGACGAUAAAACGCCGACGGUGUUGAAUCCGAUUUUACAUUUUAGUUGUCUAGACUCUUCUAUUGCUAUCAAACCUAUAUUCGAUAGAUUCCAAUCCGUAAUAAUUACUUCUGGGACAUUAUCUCCAUUGGAUAUGUAUCCUAAUUUAAAUUUUCAUCCGGUUAUAAUGUCGUCAUUUACGAUGACAUUAGCUAGACCGUGCCUUCUACCUAUGAUUGUCGCCAAAGGUAACGAUCAAGUAGCCAUUUCAUCAAAAUACGAGACACGAGAAGAUGUGGCUGUUAUAAGAAAUUAUGGUCAAUUAUUGGUCGAAUUUGCUGGAACAGUGCCUGAUGGCUUAGUUUGCUUUUUUACAUCGUAUUUAUACAUGGAAUCUGUAGUGGCUGCUUGGUAUGAUCAAGGAGUUGUGUAUCAACUUCAGAGGCAUAAAUUAUUGUUCAUCGAAACACAAGAUUCGGCGGAAACCAGUUUGGCUCUUAUUAAUUAUAUAAAGGCCUGUGAAAAUGGUAGGGGAGCUGUUCUACUCUCGGUGGCUCGUGGAAAAGUAUCUGAAGGUGUUGACUUCGAUCAUCAUUUGGGCAGAGCCGUGCUGAUGUUCGGUAUACCUUACGUGUACACGCAAUCGCGUAUCUUGAAGGCACGUUUGGAAUAUCUCAGAGAUCAGUUUCAGAUCCGAGAAAAUGAUUUUUUAACUUUUGAUGCUAUGAGACACGCCGCACAGUGUGUAGGACGAGCAAUUAGAGGAAAAACAGAUUAUGGUAUCAUGGUAUUCGCGGAUAAGAGAUUUUCGAGAAUAGAUAAGCGAAGCAAAUUACCGAAAUGGAUACAAGAACAUUUGAACGACAGCUUGUGUAAUUUGUCAACCGAAGAAGCUAUACAGAUCAGUAAAAGAUGGUUACGACAAAUGGCACAGCCAUUUACGCGCGAGAACCAGCUUGGAUUGUCGUUAUUAACGAGGGAACAACUUGAGAAAGAAGAGACUGCCAAGAUCGAACAAAAGGCGCAGCAAAAUUGAUAGCGCGAUAUUGGCACUAAACCGAGCAAUCGGUUUUAUGCGCAGAGUAAUCUGUGCCAUUUACAGAAGAUAUAUAUAUAUAUAUAUAUAUAUAUAUA